Molecule: messenger RNA, 8118 nt
Organism: Nylanderia fulva
Lineage: Eukaryota; Metazoa; Arthropoda; Insecta; Hymenoptera; Formicidae
Gene: osa
Product: trithorax group protein osa
Biological process (GO): regulation of transcription by RNA polymerase II; positive regulation of DNA-templated transcription; chromatin remodeling
Cellular component (GO): nucleoplasm; brahma complex; nBAF complex
Molecular function (GO): nucleosome binding; DNA binding
Source: RefSeq, a predicted model, not a curated record
UUCUCGGACGCAAGAUGGCGUGAUACAUGCGACGCUGCUUUUGACGUUCGCGUACGAGCAUUUUUUUGGCUCGAAAAGGCCGUAGUUCGAAAAAGGCCAGGAAGGCUUGAUAUUUCCUAGGGCCGUGGCUUGAAUAUCCGGAGUCCAGGAGGCGGGGGCUCUCGAGGAUGCGCCGGGUGGCGUCGCGCGCGACAACGCGAGCCGUUCGACUAAUCGGUACUUCGAUUUCGAGUACGUAGUACUUGGCCCGAGGCGCGCACGAGGUCCCGCGAUUGGCCAGUUUACGAAAACGACGAUGGCUCCGUGAGGCGAGGAGAGAACAUGGCUGCGACGCAAGCCGAGAGCCAACAAAACGAUGUGAAGCUGAACGAGUCUGUGAAAUGCGCACAGAAGCGUACGCAAGUCGGCGGUGCGAAUAGUGCGAGUGCCAGUGCAAAGCAGCAGCUGGAUUCUGAGCCGGACGAGAAAGUGUCCCGGGGCGCGGCCCAGCUGCUUAAAUAUGUGAAUCGCGGCGGCGGCGGCAGCGGCAGCGGCGGGGACACCAGCACCACGACGACGACGACGACCACCACCAGCACCACCAGCACCACCACGACUAUCACGAUCACGACGACGACGACGACCACGACGACGACGACGACGACAGCGACGACGACGACGACGACGGGUUCGACGGGGACGGGCUACGAGAUGAGUCAGUACCGCGAGGACAUUGGCGGACACGGUCCCGCCGCCGAGGUGAAGUCGCCCCGCGAGGCGAAUCCCCAGGAGGCCGGAGUGCUCGGUGGGGUUAAACAGGAGGCGCACGACGCGCCCGGUCAUCCCGCCGCGACCGGUCACCCGGGUCAUCCGUUCGCGCCAAACGUCAUGCGCGACUACGCGGACGAUUACGGGAACAACAAGUCGGCCGGCGCCGGGGGACCCGGUGGCGAGCAACCGUUCGCUCCGACCAAAUCCUUGGCGGAUUAUCCGCCCGGCAAGCAGCUGCCCGAGUACGUCACCAAGCACGCGGACUUUCCCGGCAAGCAGCUCGAUUACGGUAAACACUUGAUGCACGAGAGCGAGCGGGCGCACCGGGCCGAGAUGGAGGAGCACUAUCCCGGCUCCAAGAUCGAGUCGCGCCUCGGAUACCCCGGACCCGGCACCUUCUCCGGCCAGCCGAGGUUUCUCACCGGACAGGGCAUCUCGCAGACGGCCGGUCCUACCCCGACGUUGAACCAGUUGCUCCAGGCGUCCACACCGUCGAUGCAUCGGUUUCACGGCAAUUAUCCCGGAAUGGGAUCCGAGCCGUAUCAGCAACCCUGGUCUAUGCAGAGGCCACCGGUUGUGCCGCCUGUGUAUCCGCAACCUAGCCAGCGUCCUCCGCAGACGGGUUCGCCAAGAUUACACACAGGACCAGGAGUACAGAGUUCUCCGACACCUAUGCAGUAUCAAUAUGCCCAACGAUAUUCCUCUCCCACGAGACCUCACGCACCUUAUAGUCAUCAUCAGCUAAACUCUUAUACGACGCAAACCAGUCAUCCCUCAAGCUUAUAUACGGAACAAAGGGGAUGGAAUCAAGGUGGUCCGCCAAAUCCACCUCCACCACCCAGUAAUCAAGUCACUCCAUCGGGUCAAUCACCACAGCGAGCUCUGUCUCAAUCCCCAGCUCCACCACCAGCUGCGUCACCGCAGCCACAGGCUACUGGUCAAUCUCAGGCUUUCCACAAUUUGCAACAGCGAGCUACGACACCAAAUACUCAAGGAAUUGACUCUGGGGAAUUAUCAGGACAGAAUAGUAACGACAGUUCGAAUGGACCAGCUUGCCCAGGGACACCAAAUUCUCAGGGGAUGAGACCUACCCCGUCGCCUACAGGAUCCACAGGUUCUCGCUCGAUGUCCCCUGCUGUUGGUCGGUCUUUUUUACGCCAACAAAACGUUCAGAUGCCUCCACGUCCGUCGAGUAGCCAGUCGGAUGGUAGUGGACCAGCACCACGCAUGAGUCAUUCUCCCAUGACUACUCAAGGAGCGUAUCAACAACCAUUGGGUCCAUCGCCACACAUGCAUAGCUACAAGAUGAACAAUACUGGUCCUGGCGUAGUGCAACCGGGACCCGGUUCGACGACUCUCGGUGGGAUCAGUCCAAUGGGUGGUGGGAUGGGCUAUGCAACUGGCGGAACAGCAGCGGGUCAACCUGGGGUCACUCCUUAUCACGCGCAAUCCACGUAUCCACCUCCGCGUCCUCACAUGCAGUUUCCACAGGGAUAUCCGACACCUGCAAACUCACAACCGCCACCCAACAAUCAGUAUCAGCCUCCCAACAGACCCAAUAAUUUGGUACAAUAUCCACCGUACACGCAUAAAAUGGGCUUCAAUAGUGUACCGCCAGGAAUGCCACCGAGUCCAGGACCGCCGCAGGUUUAUGGCACCGGUGGUACGACCGCGAUGGUACCGCCAGGUGCUCCAGGUGUGCCCGUCAUCGGUAAUAUGGGACCGCCAGCGAGUUCCAUGGGCCCACCACCACCGUCUCCCAAUCACAUACCUAGCAACCAGCCACCACCGCCUACCAGCUCGGCGGUACCGCAUUUGCACACUCCAGCGGCUACCCCGCCGCUCAAUCACGAGGGCAGUCCUAUGCCGCCACCCAGUACCACACCAAACUCGCAUCCCGCGUCAGCGCCGACACCAAUCAGCCACAAUUCUGCAGAUCUCACGGCUGAGACUUCCAACGACAGCGGUAUAACCACGACCGCUUCAGGUACGUCAGCUAUAAAUGUCAUAUCUACUUCGAGCGGUACUGUGACAUCUGUAAUAACGACAGGUCCAGAUGGCACAUCUCUAGACGAAGGCUCACAACAAUCAACGUUAUCCAAUGCAUCAGCCGCUUCCGGUGAAGAUCCAACUUUUACGCCAAAAGUGCGGAAGGAGAUGAUGGGAGGAUACCACAGCCAUCCCGCGACACCACAAAGUACAGUCCCGUCACCUGGUGCUGCGAGCAUCAAUUCUAUUCACGAGGAAUAUGACAUGAACAGUCCUGGUUGGCCGCGUACUCCUGCUAGUCCUGUAUUUAACAGUCAUGUGCCUCAAGACCCGUACAGAUCUAAGAAGCCAGAUAGUCUGGCAAAGUUAUACGAAAUGGACGACUCGAUAGAACGGAGAACCUGGCUGGAUAAACUGGUCAAUUUUAUGGAAGAACGAAGAACACCCAUCACUAGUUGUCCUACCAUCUCCAAGAACCCCCUCGAUCUGUUUCGGCUAUACCUCUACGUGAAGGAGAGGGGGGGCUUCAUGGAGGUAUGCAAGGUAACGAAAAACAAAACAUGGAAGGAUAUAGCCGGCUUGCUGGGUAUCGGCGCGAGCAGCAGCGCUGCUUAUACAUUGCGUAAGCACUAUACGAAGCAUCUGCUAGCAUACGAGUGUCACUUUGAUCGCGGGGGAGUGGAUCCACAACCCAUCAUCAAUCAAGUCGAAGCGGGCUCGAAGAAGAAGGGCUCCAAGGGAACUGCUUCCGUACCAUCGCCGGGUUCUUCCAAUUCUCAAGACUCCUUUCCCGCUGGCGGAUCGAGCAACGCUUCCAUGGAUGGCUAUGGAAGCUAUCAGAGUAGUUACGCGGGCGGUACACCCGGUGGCCCGUCGUCGGAAUAUACGCCACCUCCGCCUAGGCCACCCAGUCAAAGCAGCGCACCUUCUGCUCAUCAGGGAAUACAACAAGGUAGUUACCAGAACACGGGUUCCUAUCAGAAUUACCCGCAAGAUCAGUACAUUCGGCCCCAGGCAAACGCGCUGUCUCAGCAAGGGGAAUUUAGUCAACCAUACUCGCCAAGAUCGCAUUAUCCUCCAUACGUGCCGGAUGUUGACAGGGGAUAUCCGGGUGGUAACAUGCCGCCGAGCAACGCUACUGGACAAGACAUGUACAACAGAUACACUAGCAGUCAGCAGGGACCCGCUAGCUAUCCUACGGGAACGCCUCCCAACGCGCGGAGUAACAGUUAUCCAUCGGGACCGCAGGCUCAUCCCGCCACCGUGCAACAGCAGACUGUAACCAGUCAGCCUUCGUCGCCCUCGCAACCGCCGGCUGCAUCGUCCGCGUACUCGUGUCCGCAGGAUUACUAUCGACAGGAACAAAGUGGAUACGGAGCGCCCGGUGGAACGCAAAUAUAUAGCCCGAGCGCAUCGGCUAAUAAGAACAUGCCACCGCCUCCUCCGGGACCCACCCAACCUAGACGUCAUCCAGAUUUUGCCAAAGACCAACAAUAUCCCCAGUAUAAUCAGCAACGACCAGCGUAUCCAGGAUGGCCAAAUACAACCAAUCAAUACAAUAGUAAUAGUGGCAACAAUAGGGUUCAGUACCCAAGUCAGCCGACACAAUCGCCGUCGCAGCAACAGCAGCAACCACAGCCGCAACAGGCACCGGUGGUAGUCGGCCCCGCCGCACCACCAGCUGCGGCGGUUAGUGCUAUGACCGGUAGUCAACAAUGGUCCACCCAACAAACGAACAGGUCCCCGUCCCAACCUGCUUUGAACGCUAUAGCGCACGCGCCUCCGCCGUGGGAUCACCGUUACACGAAUCAACCGUCCCCUUUGUAUCCGACACCCGGAAAUCAUCCGAAUCAACUUGUGAAUCCCAUGAUCAGCCAGCAACCGACGUCAAAGAGAGAAAUGACAUUCCCUCCUGACAGUGUAGAAGCUAUUUCGCCUCUUUUGUACAAGCGACGAAAACUAGCACGCUCUGACGUGGCACCGAUAGAAGCUUGGCGUAUCAUGAUGGCUUUACGAUCGGGCCUGCUCGCCGAAAGCUGUUGGGCCCUUGACGUAUUAAACAUUUUGUUAUUCGAUGACUCUUCUGUAAGUUACUUCGGGUUGGCGCACUUGCCUGGAUUAUUGGACGUUCUGCUGGAACACUUUUCGCGUUCUCUCUCCGACAUGUUCGAGUCGUGCGUGAACGACGACGACCGCUAUUGCCAGGCCGCGAAUGGUCCGGAGGUGGACCUUGGCGCGGUGACGCGCCCGAUCGAUGCGGAGGACCGGACGAAACUGUUAUCGACAUCGAAUUACACGUAUCUCUCGAGAAGAGGUCGUCCCGUCAAGAUCGUUUCCCGGGAUGAGGAUCUCUUUGUCCUGGACACUCGGAGAUCUUGGGAUCACCAGGAGUGCGAGUCAGAGACCGAGCCGUGGCAAGUCGACGCGAACGCGACCAAGUAUAUUGUGACGUGUUUUCAGUCCGAAGUGGGUUCGGUGCCUUUCGCUCGUUUGCUGAGGGACGAGAAACCGCCGUUAUUGCAGAAGGAGGUCGACAGCACGGAUUUAAAGGACGAAGCCAAAGCGGACAGCGUCAGUGGUAGUGCUCACGAGACCCUAGACUUUACCUAUAAGUCCGGCGAGAUCGGCGACAAACAGUCUGGCAAGGAAGGCGGUGAACGUAAACAGCAGCAGCAGGUAGACAAGAAGAAGAAGAGUCUGAGCGACGUGUUAUCGAGGAUUAAGAAAGAACCUGUGGAGAUGAACGAUCUCACGAGGGCGCUGUUCGAGAAGAAGAACGACAGCUUCAAGAAGGAUUGCGACAGCGAGACGACGAAGCCGAACAACAAUAUGGGCGAGCACUUUGGCAGCGAUGUGUCAAAAUCGAACGACGAGGACUCGUUGCCGACGCAAAACGGAUUGAACGAUUCAGCGACGGCGGCAGCGGCAGCGGCUGCGACGAGCAACGUCGACAGUACCCUGGACAAAGCCGAGAUCAAGACGGAGGCGACGGAGGAGCAGGAACUGGAAAGCGCGAGAGAUGAUAAGGAGGGACCAAGAUUACAGAUAAGAGAUCCGGCAGGAACGCUGAAACGGCGGAGGAUAAGCGACUACGAGGACGAAAGUUAUUCCAGGGACGAGGCGAGCCUCUACCUGGUGACGGAGACGCAGGACAGCCUGGCCCGCCGUUGCGUGUGCCUGUCGACGAUCUUGAGGAAUCUCACCUUCAUCCCGGGCAACGAGGCCGAGUUCGCGAAGAACGUUACGUUCCUCAGCCUGCUCGGCAAACUCCUGCUGCUGCACCACGAGCACCCGGUGCGGGCGCAAAAGACCCGCAAUUACGACCGCGAGGAGGACGCCGACUUCGCAGACUCGUGCAGCAGUCUGCAAGGCGAGAGCGAAUGGUGGUGGGACUUUUUGCACCACGUGAGGGAGAACGUUCUCGUAAUGGCCGCCAACAUAUCCGGCCACAUGGAUCUGAGCCAGCACCCGGAGGAGAUCUCGCGGCCGGUGCUCGACGGUCUCCUGCACUGGGCCGUAUGUCCAGCAGCCCACGGACAGGACCCGUUCCCGACGGUCGGCCUCAACUCGUCCCUCUCGCCGCAGAGACUCGCCCUCGAGGCGCUGUGCAAGUUAUGCGUGACCGAGUGCAACGUCGACCUGGUGGUGGCGACGCCGCCCUACUCCCGAUUGCAGAAAUUAUGUUCCGUGCUGACCAGGCUCCUCUGUCGCAGCGAGGAGCAGGUGCUGCGCGAAUUCGGCGUGAACCUGCUACACUUUCUCUCGGCCGCCGACAGCGGCGUUGCGCGCACCAUCGCCCUGCAGACGCCGUCCGUCGCGUUGCUCGUCGCGUUCAUCGAGCAGGCGGAGUCCAGUGCCCUCGGGGUUGCCAACCAGCAUGGCCUCGCGGCCUUGCGCGAGAAUCCCGAAUCGAUGGGCACUAGCCUAGACAUGCUGCGACGCGCGGCCGGCACUCUGCUCAACCUCGCCAGGCAUCCGGACAACCGGACCCUUCUUCUGCAGCACGAGUCUCGCCUCCUCGCCCUGGUCAUGAGUCAGAUCCUCGAUCAGCAGGUCGCCGCGAUAGUCGCCCGCGUGUUGUUCCAGUGCUCGAGGGGCACGUAACUUUCUAUCGUCUGUCGGGACACUAUGCGAUUAUAUUAUUAUUAACGGUGCCGACAACGACGAGUAUCAAGAUAUAACACGACGAUGAUGACGACUACGACGACGACGUCGACGACGACGUUGUGAUGGUAACAUGUGCAUGAACGGCUGUAGAGUGCGUUACAGAAACGUAAAAGCGAGAGGUCGCUAGACCUUGAUGUAAUUGACAAAAAGACGAGGUAGGGAGAGAGUAAGAGAGGGAGAGAGACGCGUACGAGUGAAGGAACAAAAGUGCUGAUGAAAACCAUGGCAGCGCAAUUGUAGUUUUAUAUCGAUUAAACAGGAAAUAAGAAAGUUUAAUUAUUGGUGUUAGCGUGUAGGUAUACCAGAUGCGAUCUCCGCCUAUCGGUAUACCUUCCCCUUCGUGAAUUGGAAUAAUAUCGAUAGUGUAAGAUAUUUCAUAGUUAAUGAAAGAAAAAAGAUACACUCAUACAAUAUAUACAAACACGUAGAAAACACAUGUACUCAGAUCCAUGUACUCUAGGCGUACACGUAUAUAUACACUCACACACAAACACACACACACAGACACGUACAAUCCGUGUACUCAUAGCAGAUACACAUACAUACAUGCAUGCGCGCAAACGCGACGUAUAUAUACACACAUGCGUGCGCAUUAAAGGGAAAGAAAAUGGACUUUCAUAUACAAGAGACAACGGUCAACUGCAUAAUAAAAAAUAAAAAAAAAUAUAUAUAUAUAUAUAUACAAAAAAUAUAUAUAUAUAUACCCAGAAGUAUAUCGGCGAACCUUAACUGGUGCGGAUGUGGAACGAUAUAUAUAUAUCGGAUGAUGAUUAUAUAUAUAAAUAUUAAACGAUAAUAUAAUGCAAAUUUUUAUAUUUGCAUGUUUUGUGCUGUAAUUAGCGAGUAAUUAAGAUAUUUUGUAGAUAACACACACUUCCAUUGAAUCUUAUUCGAUUUUUGUGCUACGGCUACGGUGGCGCAAAUAUACGUUUGCGAUUGUAGGAUCGCAAAAAAAGUCUCGACUUUUAGGAGCACAGGCAGAUACUAGAACUGAAGAAAGACAUUGCUAGAAGAUGAAAAUAAUAUGAUAUGUGUGAUAAAAGCCGCUGAUUGAAAUGAAAGAAAGAGAGAGAGAAAGGAUGCGUGAAAGAGAGCGAGAAGGCAAGAGAAAGAAUGUGUCAUGUAUUUGCGUACGUGUGCGUGCGUGUUAUAUAUUUGCGUGCAUGUAUGUAUGUAUGUAUAUAAUAUAAUGUUGAGAAUCAGAAAGAGAGA